CUACAUGUGGGCUACAACAGUUUAUCACUAACUAUUGUAUUGCAUUUUAUGUAAUCUAUGAGUACAUCUAAAAUCGUGAUAGGUAGUAAUAGUCACUAGUCAGACGACUGGUAGCUGUUAAUAAUAAUAAAUAAUAGUAACAAAAAUAUAAAUAUUAUUAGUUUAUUGUUGUCAAGUUUAAAAGUGGAGCAUUGACUCAAUAUAGCUUUAGUGGUCAGUGAGCAUUUAUUAUAUUAACUUACCAUAAGUAAUAAGUAUUAUAACUAUUACAUACAUACUAUACCCAAAACUCUAAAGUGUAAAUUCUAAUAUUCAAUCUACUGCGAGUGCUGUCACAGGACACAGUGUCACGUAUACUUAUAUUGUGAUUUGCAAUUAAACAAUGCAUAAUAAUAAUUUAUUUGUGAAUGCAUUUGUUAUUUGUUCUAUUCUUUUAUUCUCUGUACCACAAUCGUUCAACCAAAAUGUGGGGCCACUUGUAAAAAUGACCAAUGGCGAAGUGUGGCCGAAACCAGUGCUUCAACGCAGCUACGAUGAAUACUUAACAUUUGAACCAGAAAAUUUUCAUUUUAAUAUUACGGGUUAUAGUUGUGACGACCUCCAAGAUGCAUUUAAAAGGUAUAAUUCUAUGCUAUUUUUAAAAGCUACGAAAACUUUUAAGCAACAUAUUAGUUUAUCUACGAAAUUUAUCAUCGAUGAAAUCGAAAUAAGUAAUGCCGGUGGACAUUUAUUUGCAUCGUCUAUUUGGGGUAUUCUUAGAGGUUUAGAAACUUUUUCUCAGUUGGUUUAUUUGGAAACCGAUGGUUCGACGUUUGUUAUUCGGUGUACGUCAAUAGUAGACUACCCGAAAUUCAGGCAUCGAGGAUUUCUAUUAGAUACGUCUCGCCAUUAUUAUCCAAUAGAAUCAAUUACGAAAACAUUAGACGCCAUGUCGUAUUCGAAAAUGAACGUGUUCCACUGGCACAUGGUAGACGACAACAGCUUCCCGUAUCAGAGCAGCGCUUUUCCAAAUCUGAGUGAAAGAGGUGCUUUUGGAAAAUCAGCUAUUUAUACGAAAAACGACGUCAAAUACGUGAUCGAAUACGCAAGACUUCGAGGCAUUCGUGUUAUCCCAGAAAUCGACACCCCGGGACAUUCAUUAUCUUGGCGACUCGGUGGCAUUCCGGGACUAUUAGCUCAGUGUUCGGAUUCCGACCCAAAUCAUUUUGGGCCUAUCGACCCCACGAUCGAGGAAAAUUACAAUUUUAUCAAUACGCUAUUGGCCGAAGUCAAUGAAUUAUUCCUAGACAAUUAUUUACACCUCGGUGGUGACGAAGUAAAUACAACGUGUUGGACCACGAACAAAAGGAUACAAACGUUUAUGCAUCGCAAUAACAUAAAGAACGUCACCGAAUUAAAAAACUACUACUUCACACACAUAUUCAACAUGACGCGAAAUUUAAAAGCCUUGCCCAUCGUGUGGGAAGAAAUAUUUGACGAGAAAAUCAAUCUAGAUUCCAAUGUCGUGGUACAUGUGUGGAAGGGCGGUUACAAUUAUUCGAUCGUGUCGGAGAUAAUGAAAAGCGGACAUCCGGUGCUGUUUUCCAGUUGCUGGUACAUGAACUACAUCAAAUACGGAACGGACUGGCCGAACUUCUACAGGUGUGACCCGACCGCUGUGGCCGGAAAUAACCGUUUGUUUUUGGGCGGUGAGGCCUGUAUGUGGGGCGAGUUCGCCGACGAAGCGAACUUAUUGCCAACCUCGUGGCCCAGAACCUGCGCAGUGGCCGAAGUGCUCUGGUCUCAUCGGCUCAACGAGACUGAAGCCAAGUACAGGAUCGAGGAACACGUUUGCAGGAUGAGGCGGAGAGGAAUACCAGCUCAGCCUGCCAAUGGACCCAGCUAUUGUCAUUACUAGAACACCCGUAUAUCAUUGAUAUUUAUUGGGUAUAGGAUUAUAUAAUAUAAUGAAAUAACUUGAGAAAACCAUAGAAUUUAUACUAUGUAUAUAAAGUAUAUGUAAUUUAUACUAAUGUACACGGGGAAAACAUAUGUAUUGGUCAAAAUAUAUUACUAUAUUUUAAAAGGUAGGUAGUUGGAUUUUUACUCCAUUCAGAUUUGUAAAAAA
Myzus persicae (green peach aphid) is the source of this 2107-nucleotide messenger RNA. Its product is annotated as beta-hexosaminidase subunit beta-like. The record is from RefSeq and is a predicted model, not a curated record. Gene Ontology annotation, cellular component: membrane. Gene Ontology annotation, biological process: glycosaminoglycan metabolic process; carbohydrate metabolic process; ganglioside catabolic process. Gene Ontology annotation, molecular function: beta-N-acetylhexosaminidase activity. The transcript is spliced from 8 exons. NCBI's taxonomy places the organism in Eukaryota, Metazoa, Arthropoda, Insecta, Hemiptera, Aphididae. Bases 383 to 1897 code for a protein of 504 amino acids.